Molecule: messenger RNA, 653 nt
Organism: Hibiscus syriacus
Lineage: Eukaryota; Viridiplantae; Streptophyta; Magnoliopsida; Malvales; Malvaceae
Exons: 1
Coding region: 61-525 (154 amino acids)
Source: RefSeq, a predicted model, not a curated record
GUCAGUAGCAUUUUUUUCCUUUACUUUUUUCCCUUUCGGAGCUGUUGUUUGAUCGAAGAUAUGGGUAUUAGGAGAAGCAAAGUCGUUGAUGUGUCUUCUUUCUUGCUCUUCGAGGCCACCGGCGAUUCAGAAUCCGGUUGUCAUUACGAUCCCGCCAUGGUUGAUAUCAACGGUGAACACGACGACGACGACCAUGAUUAUGAUGAUGAUGCGGAGUCAUGUAGCUGUGAUACUGUGUCUGGUUCUCUUCCUGGUGUUAGAGAGAUUGUUAGCUUAGAAAACAAAUUUAUGAAUGUUGAUGGUGACGUUGAUGUAGGUGACGACGAAGACGACGACGACGGCGUGGUGGAGCAAAUGGAGGUUCAAUUGUAUAAGAAAUGCUGCAGGGAUGAUCAACGUGUUAAUGGAGUUUUUGUGGCAAAGGAAAACAAGCCCUCAUCAGCUGUUUCCGUUGAGAACUCAAACAAAACCAUGAAUGAGAUGGAAAAGAACAGGCUGUUUUGGGAAGCUUGUUUGGCUUCUUAGAAAAUCUGGGUUUUUUCCCUUUCUGUUCUUUCUAGCCAAACGGCUUUCACCUUCACCACUCUCCUUACUAAUUCGUUCUUCUCCAUGUUCCUGGGUUUCUCCGUACUUUUUACUAGUAAUUUUGUUUG